This is a messenger RNA of Oncorhynchus nerka (sockeye salmon), 1614 nucleotides long. RefSeq names its product fibronectin type 3 and ankyrin repeat domains 1 protein. The transcript has 10 exons. Bases 55 to 1092 code for a protein of 345 amino acids. Gene Ontology annotation, biological process: regulation of apoptotic process. The record is from RefSeq and is a predicted model, not a curated record. Gene Ontology annotation, molecular function: protein binding. NCBI's taxonomy places the organism in Eukaryota, Metazoa, Chordata, Actinopteri, Salmoniformes, Salmonidae. Gene Ontology annotation, cellular component: nucleus.
GGUUCCCAUAGCAACCACAAAAUGCCAUCAACAAGAUAACUGCUUUCUGUGACAAUGACAAAUCCAGGCAGCCAUAAACCAUUCAAGGCACCGACUCCUCCUGUCAUUGGUAAAGUCAGUCACCAUAGCAUUGACCUGAGCUGGGAGACAGAGGAGAAUGAACCACGGACAGGCUCACCAGAGAAAUGGACCCGCUUCUCUGUAGAAGAGAUGGACCCCAAAUCACACACAUAUGGGACUAUCUAUGUUGGGUACAGCAGUCACCACACUGUAGAAAGUUUGGAGCCCAGCACGUCCUAUAAGUACAGACUGAGAAUCACAAGACCAACUGGGGAGUCCCUCUACAGCCCGGCUGUGUCUGUCUCUACCACACGUGAGCCUAUGAGUGGGAAGAACCUCCACCGUGCUGUCAACAUGAAUGAUGAGGAGGACAUGACCAGAGUGUUGGAGUCUGGGACAGUCAGUGUGAACGUCAAUGACAAACACGGUUUCACUCCUCUCAUGGUGGCUGCACAGAAAGGCUUUGCCAGACUGGUUCACAAAUUGGUAGAACACGGUGCAGACGUGAAUAUGAAGAACGGUAGUGGGAAAGACAGUCUGAUGCUGGCAUGUUUCUUUGGCCACCUGGACAUAGUGAAGUACCUGAGGAGAUUUGGGGCCACGUGGCAGUCCCAGGACAUGGGGGGCUGUACCCCCCUCCACUGGGCAGCUGACGGAGGACACCUUGCUGUCAUAGCCUACAUGAUCCAGGAUGGCUGUGAGUUGGACGUUAGGGACACCGUGUCCCACUGGACUCCUCUGAUGAGGGUGUCAGCGGUCAGUGGGAACCCAGCGGUGGCCUCUCUCCUCAUCAGAGCCGGGGCUGAUGUCAACACCAGGGACAAGGAUGGCAAGACACCACUUAUGGUGGCAGUGUUGAACAACCAUGAGGAGCUGGUGCAGCUGUUGUUGGACAGUGGGGCCGACCACGAUGUGAAGAACGAGUUUGGGUCAGGUGCAGCUGAAAUGGCAAAGGCCUUUGGAAGAGAGGUAAUGUAUUUCUCCAUAUCCAUUACUGUUGUGUUGUAUGCUACUGUUAUAGUGAAAAUAUGAGCAAAUUCUGAUUACCAUUUUUCCCCCCUCCAGAAUAUCAUCAGUUUAUUAGAAGGACGGAAGAGUAUAGUCAGAGAUGGUAUAGUCCAUUAUUAAAGAGUAUAGUCAGAUGGUAUAGUCCAUUAUUAAAGGGCUUAGGUGGACAGCAUUAUUAUUCUAAUAGCUUUAUUACUGUUGUUUAUUUAUUAACAUAUUGUAUGUAUGUGCUGUAUCUUAAACCUGUAUUUUCAUCUGGAUAUUUGUUUUGUAUAACAAAACAUGUAUACAUAUACCGAUUUUUAAGGAUGAAUGAAAUAAUAAACCAUUAAGAAUUCCCUCAAGACCCAAAGGAUUGACUUGGUUUCGCUAUACCGUACAGAUACAGUGAGCACCAAACUUAUUGGGACAGUGACAUUUGUUGUUGUUUUGGCUCUGUACUCCAGCACCUAGGGAAAAUUCACUUACAGUACCAGUCAAAAGUUUGGACAUACAGUGCCUUGCGAAAGUAUUCGGCCCCCUUGAACUUUGCGACCUUUUGCCACA